CCAACUAAAACCAACAAAUCGAUCAAAACCCAAAAAUCUUGAACAAGAAGAAUAACAAGACAAAGCAAUCACAAAACCAAAGCCAUGGUUGCAGCAGCAGUAACUCCAUCUUCAUCCCAACUCUUAUGUUCAAGCUCCCGCUCCAUUUCUCAGCUCUCUCCUCUGCAACAAUGCGUCUUCGGCUCCAAAGCAAGCACUGCCACAACCCCAAACAGCAGCAAGAGAAAUAGGGGUGUGGGCAGCGUUGGAGUUAAAUGCAUGGCGGUGGCAGCUGAAACAGAGCCGAAGAAGAAAACUGCGUACCAGAUUACAACCCUGACGAGCUGGUUGCUGGAGCAAGAACAGAAGGGUACCAUUGAUGCAGAGCUGACCAUUGUGCUUUCGAGCAUUUCGUUGGCGUGUAAGCAGAUUGCUUCGUUGGUACAGAGAGCUAGCAUUUCUAACUUGACUGGUGUUCAGGGUGCUGUCAACAUUCAAGGAGAGGACCAGAAGAAACUCGAUGUCGUCUCCAAUGAGGUUUUCUCCAACUGCUUGAGAUCGAGUGGACGAACAGGGAUCAUAGCCUCUGAGGAAGAGGAUGUGCCGGUGGCUGUGGAAGAGAGCUAUUCUGGAAACUACAUUGUGGUGUUUGAUCCUCUUGAUGGAUCAUCCAACAUUGAUGCUGCAGUUUCGACUGGUUCAAUCUUCGGAAUAUACAGCCCAAAUGACGAAUGCCUAGCUGACAUUGAUGAUGAAAAUCUUGACAGUGCUGCACAGAAAUGUAUAGUGAGUGUGUGUCAGCCAGGAAGCAACCUACUCGCUGCUGGCUACUGUAUGUACUCAAGCUCUGUGAUAUUUGUGCUUACAGUUGGGAAAGGUGUAUAUGCAUUUAGCUUGGACCCCAUGUAUGGUGAAUUCGUUUUGACCCAAGAAAAAGUUCAGAUACCAAAAGCAGGAAAGAUCUACUCGUUCAAUGAGGGAAACUAUCAGCUGUGGGAUGACAAGUUGAAGAAGUACAUUGAUGACCUUAAGGACCCAGGUCCGAGUGGCAAGCCCUAUUCUGCAAGGUACAUUGGUAGUUUGGUUGGGGACUUUCAUAGAACGCUUCUCUACGGAGGUAUUUAUGGGUAUCCAAGAGACCGGAAGAGCAAGAAUGGAAAGCUGAGGCUACUGUAUGAGUGUGCACCGAUGAGUUUCAUAGUGGAACAAGCUGGGGGGAAAGGAUCUGAUGGCCAUUCCAGAGUACUAGACAUUCAGCCAACUGAGAUUCAUCAGCGCGUUCCCCUUUACAUUGGAAGCGUAGAUGAGGUGGAGAAGUUGGAGAAGUAUUUAGCUUGAUCAGUAUAUGACAGCAAAACAGAUGAAUUUUGUUUAUGAAGAUAAUGUUGUGUGGGAAUUUUCCUCAAGAAAAAGAACACUCAAUUAAAGAUGUGUACUUAUGUUCCA
Fragaria vesca subsp. vesca is the source of this 1425-nucleotide messenger RNA. Its product is annotated as fructose-1,6-bisphosphatase, chloroplastic-like. The transcript has 4 exons. NCBI's taxonomy places the organism in Eukaryota, Viridiplantae, Streptophyta, Magnoliopsida, Rosales, Rosaceae. Gene Ontology annotation, biological process: fructose 1,6-bisphosphate metabolic process; fructose metabolic process; fructose 6-phosphate metabolic process. The record is from RefSeq and is a predicted model, not a curated record. Gene Ontology annotation, molecular function: fructose 1,6-bisphosphate 1-phosphatase activity. Gene Ontology annotation, cellular component: cytoplasm; cytosol. The coding region runs from base 85 to 1317 and encodes 410 amino acids.